ACACACACACUGGCUCUGUCUGAGCUACGUAGCGUGUGUGUAGCCCUCAAAGUGGAGUAGAUGAUGAACUGAGCAACAGAUAAGACAACAAAAUCCUCUCUACGAAAGCGACACAGACCUGAUUCAGUGACUGUGGUGAUAUGAGCAAUCCCGAUCGGAGAGAUCUGACUGGGCCGAGCAGGCUGAAGUGAAGAAGCAGGACUUUUCGUGCCUGUUGGUGUUCACGCUGGCCAUCAGAUGACCAAGUUGUGAAAAGUCGAUCUGCGCUGUCUUUGCAGUUUUUCCACCUCGACACUUCGAAAUAACGUCAUGUCUGCCUCGUCUUCUAGUCUCCUGCUCCUUCUUCUGAUUUCCUCCCUGGAUUGGCUGUCCACUCCAGGAUUUGCAUUACUCAUGGGUCGGGACCACGUGACGUCAUCAGCACCAGUGGAACCACACAUCACAGAGUGCAUAUCGAGGGACCAGGAGACAUUCAGAUGCUGGUGGAGUCCAGGCAACUUCCACAACCUGUCCUCCCCUGGAGCGCUCAGAGUCUUUUACCUUAAGAAAAACUCUCCCACCAGCGAAUGGAAAGAGUGUCCAGAGUACGUUCAUUCAAAUAGGGAAUGCUUCUUCGAUGUAAAUCACACAUCUGUUUGGAUCCCCUACUGCAUGCAGCUCCGCAGCCAAAACAACAUUACCUAUUUCAAUGAGGAUGACUGUUUCACUGUGGAGAAUAUUGUACGUCCUGACCCACCAGUGUCUCUAAACUGGACUCUGUUGAAUAUAAGUCCCUCCGGGCUCAGCUAUGAUGUCAUGGUCAACUGGGAGCCCCCACCCUCUGCGGACGUCGCGGCGGGCUGGAUGCGCAUUGAAUACGAGAUCCAAUACAGAGAGAGAAAUACCACAAACUGGGAAGCACUCGAGAUGCAGCCACAAACGCAGCAGACAAUCUACGGUCUGCACAUAGGAAAAGAGUACGAAGUGCAUAUCCGCUGCAGGAUGGUGGCCUUCACUAAGUUUGGAGAGUUCAGUGACUCCAUCUUCAUUCAAGUGACUGAGAUUCCCAACAAAGAGUCUAUUUUCCCGAUCACACUGGUUCUUGUUUUCGGGAUUUUGGGCAUCCUCAUACUCAUCAUGCUGAUUGUCGUCUCUCAGCAGCACAGAAUGAUGAUGAUUUUGUUGCCACCAGUUCCUGCACCCAAAAUUAAAGGCAUCGAUCCAGAGCUGUUAAAGAAGGGGAAGCUGGAUGAGCUGAAUUUCAUCCUGACUGGUGGAGGUAUGGGUGGCCUGCCCACUUACGCACCAGAUUUCUACCAGGACGAGCCGUGGGUAGAGUUUAUUGAGGUGGAUGCUGAGGAUACCGAUACUAGAGAGAAGGAGGGCAACCAGAGCUCAGACACCCAAAGGCUACUCAGUCUGUCGCAACCUGUCAGCCGCCACAUGAACAUAGGGUGCUCCAAUGCUGUCAGCUUCCCUGAUGAUGACUCAGGCCGGGCCAGUUGUUAUGACCCAGAUCUCCCCGACCAAGACACCCUAAUGCUGAUGGCCACCCUGCUGCCAGGCCAACCCGAGGAUGGAGAAGCCUCCUUUGAUGUUGUAGAAAGAGCCCCAGAGAGGGGUGAGAGGCCAUUUGUCCAAACUCAAACUGGAGGGCCCCAGACUUGGGUCAACACAGACUUCUAUGCCCAAGUCAGCAACGUGAUGCCCUCCGGGGGCGUCGUACUCUCUCCUGGCCAGCAGCUUAGAAUACAGGAGGGCACCUCAGCCACAGAGGAGGAAACACAAAAGAAGGGAAAAGAGCACAAAGGCUGCGAGGACGCUGAUGAAAACAAGCAGAAGGAGCUGCAGUUUCAGCUGCUGGUUGUGGAUCCUGAAGGAAGUGGCUACACUACAGAGAGCAACACCCGGCAGAUCAGCACUCCCUCCAGCUCCUUGAUGCCUGGCGAAGGUUAUCAGACCAUACACCCUCCGUCAGUGGAGACCAAACCUGCAGCCACAGCAGAGGAUAAUCAGUCCCCUUACAUUCUUCCUGACUCUCCCCAAUCCCAGCUCUUUGCGCCCGUUGCAGACUACACAGUGGUACAGGAGGUGGACAGUCAACACAGUCUGCUCCUCAACCCGCCUUCCCGCCAGUCUCCCCCUCCCUGCCUGCCACAGCACCCACUCAAGGCCCUACCUGCCAUGCCCGUGGGGUACAUCACCCCGGACCUGCUGGGGAACCUCUCACCAUGAAAUGACAAUGCCAUCAGGCCUUUUAAGAGUAAGGUUGAUAGACCAGGAAGUCCCAUGCAGUCACAAAAGCCUGUUUCUACCUGACUCAUGCUGGAAACCAAAUAACUCGCAGCACACAGUGUGGAUGAGAGUGUACAGGUGUUUGUUUUCACAGGGAAGCUGAAAGGGAGACGUGAAAGCUGUAUUCUUGACUCUUCUGCUACAGCGAUUAAUUUGAUGCAAAUGCAGCCAAACACCACAAACCAAAAUGCACAGUUUCACUCUAUUUUUUGACAUCAGUGCACAAGAUGUGCAGCUAUUAGAUUGUAAUGAGUCAAAAAGCAUUAAUUCACUGCUUGGAUCACAUUACAUCUCUGGCUAAUUGUGUUCAGAGCAAUGGCAUUGUUGAAGUCUUAAUCUUAUAGAGAGAUAUUGGUGUAUGAUUGGUCGGGAGAAGACGAGCAGAGUUAUGUUUUUCACACAACACCAAGAAAAAGCUGUUGGUGAUACCUCUUACUGGCAGAGAUGUUUUGCUGCUCAAUAGUGGCUUAUUUUUCUAAUCUUGCAUUUCAUGUCUCAUGAUACUAUCUUAUCAGCAUUUAAAGGAAAAAAUCCACCCUAAAAUACAGUUGAAAACACUUCUAUGCAUUUUUGCCUGGCAUUCCUGGCUUUAUUUUUGCUUAAUGUUCAUAUUUUCAUGAAUACGUGGCCAAACGUGGAUUACAAGAUGUCAAGAUAUUUUACUCUAUUUUUCUAAAGCCACAGUAGUUUCAUGCACUGUAAAUUUGAUGUUAAUCUGAAGUU
Plectropomus leopardus (leopard coralgrouper) is the source of this 2997-nucleotide messenger RNA. It is a transcript of the gene ghra, whose product is annotated as growth hormone receptor a. Gene Ontology annotation, cellular component: external side of plasma membrane; membrane. Gene Ontology annotation, biological process: cytokine-mediated signaling pathway. Lineage: Eukaryota; Metazoa; Chordata; Actinopteri; Perciformes; Serranidae. The record is from RefSeq and is a predicted model, not a curated record. Gene Ontology annotation, molecular function: protein binding; cytokine receptor activity.